Molecule: messenger RNA, 3180 nt
Organism: Mycotypha africana
Lineage: Eukaryota; Fungi; Mucoromycota; Mucoromycetes; Mucorales; Mycotyphaceae
Product: galactose mutarotase-like domain-containing protein
Exons: 25
Coding region: 1-3180 (1059 amino acids)
Biological process (GO): mannose metabolic process; oligosaccharide catabolic process
Cellular component (GO): fungal-type vacuole membrane
Molecular function (GO): alpha-mannosidase activity; carbohydrate binding
Source: RefSeq, a predicted model, not a curated record
AUGGCUAUCUAUGGGCAUCGGCACAGCAACCACGCGGAUGAUUCAUUCGCUCCUGCAUUGGAUAAUGCACCCAGGGUGCCCCUCAAGAUAACAAAAUCACGUAUUAAUAACUUUGUAGCUUCUAGUGGGCAAUUUUAUAGUAUGGGAAUCCACCGAGCAUUGUGGGUUUCCAGAACGAAAGGCUCACCACAUGUACAGCUGAAAGUCUACAGUGUGCCUGGAUUAAAGGAAGCCGUUGCACAAAAUUUUGAAAGCUUUACGAUAGGACAGCACAAGUUUGGUCCAAGCUGGUCAACCCAUUGGUUUCAUGUUGUUGCAACUCUACCUCAAGAAAUGGAAGGCAAAGAAGUAGUUUUCCAAUGGGAUAUGGGUUGUGAAGGUAUGGUAUGGAGCAAAGAUGGUGUACCGCAACAAGGCCUGACAGGAGGAACCGAUCAGCCACGACAUGAAUACAUUCUUACAAACAGAGGAAGUGCAGGAGCGCAGUUCGAGUUUUAUAUUGAAGCGGCUUGUAAUGGAAUGUUUGGAGUUGGUGCAGCAGACUCUAUGGUUGCAAAUCCCAACAAAUACUUUGAACUCAAGCGAGCUGAUUUGGUCGUACCGAAUAAGCGUGUUCAAAAGCUAUAUCAUGAUUUAACUGUUAUUCGCGGAAUUGCUUAUGAUACCGAGUCAACAUCCUCUCGAGCUCGACAAGCUUUAUGGGUAUUGAAUGAAGUGAUUAAUAACUUCAUUGCUGAAGAUAAAGAAGCCGUUCAGAAAUGUUUGGAUUUAACAAAAGAAUAUCUUAGCGCCAAAAAUGGCUCUGGUGAACAUCAUAUUACAGCUGUCGGCAACUGUCAUAUCGAUACAGCUUGGUUAUGGCCUUAUGAUGAGACGAAACGGAAAAUUGCUAGAUCAUGGUCAAGCCAACUUGAUCUCCUAAAUCGUUAUCCCGAGUACAUUUUCACUGGAUCUCAGGUGCAACAAUAUGAAUGGCUUAAAGAGCUUUAUCCAGCAGUGUUUGAGAAAAUACUAAAGGCUGAAAAAACUGGGCAAUGGGAAAUUAUUGGAGGUAGCUGGGUAGAGCAUGGAUGUCUCAUUGUUGCUUCUCCAUACGAUAUAAACAUAGGUUAUUCUGGGCAACUUCCCCAAAUUCUUCGGGAAUCUGGCUGCGAUUACUUCUUUACUCAGAAGCUUUCCUGGAACAACAUUAAUACGUUCCCGUUGACCACGUUUUGGUGGACAGGUAUUGAUGAUAGUAGGAUUUUGGCUCACUUGACGCCUGCUGAGACGUACACUGCAUCAGUAACACCCGCUGAAUUACACAAGUGUAUCGAAAAUCAUCACGAUUUAGAAGUCUCAAACCAAAGUUUACUUGUCUUCGGACAUGGUGAUGGUGGAGGCGGGCCGGCCCCAGAGAUGCUUGAAAGACUUGAAAGAAUGAAGAAUGUUGAUGGGCUGCCUACUGUCAGUUAUGGAAGCGCAACAAAUUUCUUUGAAAGCAUAGAAAAGACCUCAGAUCGUCUCCAAGCCUACAAAGGAGAACUGUACCUUGAAUUUCAUCGUGGCACGUAUACUACUCAAGCUCUUGUGAAAAAGGGCAACAGAAAAGGAGAAGUUAUUAUCAGAGACGUUGAAAUGCUGGCUGUUUAUGCAAAGCUUCACGCCAAUGCUGCCAGAUUAGACUUUAGUUAUCCUUCCGAGACUAUUACUCGUUUGUGGAAGCUUCUUUGCCUCAAUCAAUUCCAUGAUUGUCUUCCAGGCUCCGCAAUUAAUUUAGCCUAUGUGGAUGUCCACAAGUUUCAUCGCGAAGUAAUACAAGAAUGUUCAAUCCUUCGUCAUGGGAUUCAAACAUUUCUCAUCAGAGGAACGAGCGAAAGCAAAGGCGAGCUUAUCACUGACGAUGAGGAAGACGGUGUUGUUGUCUUCAAUACGCUACCUUGGCCACGUUCUGAAGUUAUUUUGGUUCCUGAGAAAAAUACAAACUGGACAAAUCAGCAAACCUCAGGGGAUUAUGAAUAUUAUACUCUAGUUAAAAAUGUACCCAGCUUGGGAGCGUCAGGAUAUAAAGCAAAAGUUGACUUUGAGCCAGUUUCCGGAGAUCAUUCGGCUAAAGCCUAUACGCAAAAUGGUAAUUUCGUGCUCGAGAAUUUGAAUUUGAAAGCUGUCUUUAAUAAAGAUGGUCAACUGCUAGAACUUUACGAUAAGACUAGUGCCAGAGGAAAUCUGGUUGCGGAAAAAAAGAAGGCCAACGUUCUUCAACUUUAUGAGGAUGUUCCAACUUACUGGGAUGCUUGGGAUGUUGAAAUCUACCAUCUGCAAAAAUAUGUUACUCUUGAAGGUCAAAACUCAUUAAAGAUUCUUUCAGACGGACCUUUGAAGGCAGAAUUGCAGUUUGAGCAUACAAUUUCAAAAAACAGCUCUAUAAAACAGAUUAUUAGUUUGACUUGUAUUGGAGACAGGAUUGAGUUUGAUAACGUCGUGGAAUGGCACGAAAGCCACCAGUUUUUGAAAGUUGAGUUUAACUGGGAUCUUAUCACCGACUACGCUACAUACGAUAUUCAGUAUGGUGUUAUCAGACGACCUACCCACUAUAAUACUACAGUUGAUUACGCAAAGUUUGAGGUUUGUGGUCAUAAAUUUGCUGAUUUAUCCGAAUCAAAUUACGGUGUUGCUAUAUUGAACGAUUGUAAAUAUGGCUAUGCAACGCACGGCGGCACCCAGCGUUUAUCUCUCCUACGUUCUCCAAAAGGCCCUGAUGAGCAUGCUGAUAUGGGUCAACAUAGUUUCAAAUAUGCAAUCUAUCCGCACAAAGGAAAUUUUACCUCUUCUAACGUAAUGCAAUGUGCAUUGGAUUUCAACGUGCCUCUUUUAGUUCGUUAUAUAAAGACCAACGAUAUCAGAUCUGGAGAGAUAAUUCCUUCACUUUUCGAAAUUGCUCCUUCUGACCAAAUAAUUAUUGACACUGUGAAACUGGCUGAAGAUGACGACGGUCAAGGCAAAGUGAUUAUCUUACGUUUGUACGAAGCAUACGGUGGAAAAUCCAUGGCUAUUUUAAGAAGCCCAUUGAAUAUUAAGCGUAUACAAAUAUCUAAUGUUCUUGAAGAUGACACAGGCAGGGAAUUGCAAAAAGAACAAGGUGGAUUUGCUGUUAAAAUGAGGGCCUUCCAAGUUUUAAGCUUGAAAGUAGAGCUGCAAUAG